GUCUCGAUCUCACGCUGUCACGCAGCACACCACUUCUCUCUCUCUCUCUCUCUCUCUCUCUCGUGGACUCCUGCCCUGCGCCGCCGCCCCUUUCGCCGGCGGCUGGGAGCAAGCGCCUCCGGCCUCCGGCCCUUUCGCUGGCGGCUGCGGGAGAGCACCUCCGCCUGGAUCUACAGCCACCGCCCGCCGCACACGGGAAUCCCAGAUGUCAUUACAUAUUGGUCGGCUUUCCCAAGAUGUGCGGCAAAGUUAUCUGGAACAUCUUUUCCGGAGGUUUGGCCGUUGCACUCUGAACCUGAAAGAUGGAUAUGGGUUUGCAGUGUAUGAUUCUGAUGAUGAUGCAACUCGGGCCCUACGGGCCCUGCAUGGGAAAUAUGUUUGUGGGGAGCGCAUCACUGUCAAUUGGUCAAAACAGCAGCCCAGAUUUUCUCAGGGUUUCAGGAGGAGUUCAAGAUUCGUUGAAUCAUUUCGUGGAAGGAACUUUAGAGAUGCUCGGAACAAUGUUAGGUUCAGGGAUUCUGUAGCUCGGAAGAAUCACCCAGCAGAUCAUGAUCAUGGUCAUAAUCCUGAUGCUGUGCCAGAAAAGGAAUCUGAUAAGUUUGCGGAGGUUGUCAAUGAUGCUGAAGAAAAUGAUGGUGGUGAUCUAGAGGAGGUAAAGAGGGAUGAAGGUGGUACAAUUGAUGAAGAUCCAGGGGAAGUGAAGGCGGACGAAGGUGGAAAAGAUUAUGCAAAUGCAAUUGAACAUGACAGAUGGGCUGAGACUGGAAAAGGCACCCCUGGUGGAGAUGGUGAUGAUUUUGAUCGCUAUGAGCCUUAUCAUGGAUAUGAUAGGCAAGAAGAAACAGAAAAUGUGACUAAAGGAAGCUCUUAUGAUUCUCGUGAACACAUGCAUUCUUCAGACAAGUGGCAAGAGCACUCGGAUAGGCGUGUUGACAUCAGCCAUGAUAAAUCAAGAUUUCCUCCAACCUGUUACAGUUGUGGCAUUACUGGCCAUGUUGCACAUAAUUGCCCUCAGGGAAUAGAUGAUAACUUCAAAGCAAGGAGAGAUGGAUUGAACUUCAGGGAGAAAUGGCAGCUGAGGCAGAGAAGGUUUGGGUCUCCCUCAAGGAGGCGACCAGAAUUUCAUGUUGAUCCUUUGGAUCAAACAAAUUAUAGAGUUCAAGAUGGUAGGAAACCAUUUUCUGAUAGGAAUAUGAGAGUGCCUGGGUUGAGUACUGCGCCCAGAGACAGCAGAAGACAUGCCCACUGCAGUGAAGACAUGCCACAAACCAAUAAGGAAGCACACAAGAGAAGCAGAUCUGAAAGGUCACGUGGAUCAGGCUCUUCUGAACCUUCAAGGAACUCUCACCAUGAUAAUGUUAAGGGAUCUCAUUCCAACAGUUCUUCCUCAGAUUCAAGAUCUAGGUCGCGAUCCCGGUCUCGAUUCAGAGCACAUUCUCCAUCAUAUUCUGCACAUUCUAGUGCAAAAUCAGCUCAACCAACUGAGCAGGAAGGAUCAAGAUCAAAUAUCAAUCAUCCUGUUCCAUUUUCAGUAUCUGCUUCACCACAGCAUAAGUCAUCAUCUGAUGUAGAGAACAAAAAUCUAGAUGGCCUGACAAAUUCUCCCUUGGAGGACAAUUUGGAGUUCAGGACAAGAUCUGAAGUAAAAGAUAUGGAUGAUAACAAGCAACAAGGAAACGGUUCAGUACUGAACAGCAUGGUCCUGAAUGGGAAAGCGCUUGCUCCUGAUAAGGAUGCUAAUGCUGCUGGUUGCACAGGGGUUAACUUUGAUAAGAACUUGAUUGAUGAUAAUGCUACCAAUGGAAUGCAAAGCCAGAAUGCCAACUUUGAUGACUCUUCAUCAAUGAAGUCAAAGCAGGAUGUUGUGGUCAAAAAUGGGAGAAACAAGUCAUUAAAGCUAACAACUAAUGAAGUGAUCACAGCUCUGAAGCACUAUGGGGUGGAGGCACAAGAGGAUUCAUCAGAUCAACCUGUGGAGAAGUACUUUGGUGCUGCACGCCUGUGGCCUUGGGAAAUCAUUUACUAUCGCAGGCGUAAGAAAGGUCCAAUAUCUACAGAGAAUUAUGCUAAGCGACUUGAGCAGAACAAAGAAUUCGGUAUUGUGGAUCAGUAUGUCAGAAGCAGCAGUGGUUGGUGGGAGUGCGAUUGAAGUGUCAGGUGUCUACUUGGUUCCAAGGCUUUACAUGAAUAUGUCCUUUGUGCUCAUGAUGCAUUUUGAGGAUGACGAGGUUUGUGUGCUCUUUCUAGGUUUCAUUCUGGCUUGUUUUAGGGCAUGUUUGAAUGUGAGGAUUAGACCCAAUCCCUUCAGACUUGGAGGGAAAAUAAUCUAAUUUUCCUGCCAACCUGAGAGGAUCAAGUGUGAAACCUACCAAACAAACAUGAAAUUUUCAUUCCCAGUAUUAGUGUUCUGUGAACCACAAGUAAUAGGUGUUUCCGUAGCCUACAUGAAUAGAGCCAUUAAAACUAGAACCAAAAGUGAUAGGUCUUUUCAUUGCUAUGAUUCUUAUGGGUAAAGUUUAUGCCUAAAGGCUUCAUGUUGGAAAUGGCACUGCACUCUUUUGUCAGUGUUAUACAAUCAUCACAGCACAUGUAGAUGUUGGUAUCAUUUGUCCAUCUCAUGUGUCUUUUGAGUCGCGAUGCUUGAAGGUUCGAUCCCAGUAGGAUCAUUUUGAUGGGCAACAGACAUCAAGGAACAGCCUCGUGUCUAGCAAAUCCAUGAUGAAGAUGAAAAACUUGUCUCUCCAUCAAGGUCUAGAUAUGUAAGGAUAUUAUAUCACAAGUAAUAUUUGUAAGCGGUUACCUUGGCUUUAUGUAUGACAUUAGGCUUACAUUUGUCAUCAAGAGCACAUUAAUGAGAGAGAUAUGGUCCUUCCUGAGGCUUUCUUUCUUCUUCAUGUGGCUUCUCUAUUUGUGAUUGUUAGCUAGUAUUGAGUUGUUAGUGUGGAAAUGUUGCUGUUUGGUGCGUCCUGUGGGUUGAGAUUGAGAAUGAUCAUUGUUCGGUACAA
Molecule: messenger RNA, 3005 nt
Organism: Panicum virgatum (switchgrass)
Lineage: Eukaryota; Viridiplantae; Streptophyta; Magnoliopsida; Poales; Poaceae
Product: serine/arginine-rich splicing factor 6-like
Exons: 2
Coding region: 206-2149 (647 amino acids)
Molecular function (GO): RNA binding; zinc ion binding
Source: RefSeq, a predicted model, not a curated record